Molecule: messenger RNA, 4201 nt
Organism: Microplitis mediator
Lineage: Eukaryota; Metazoa; Arthropoda; Insecta; Hymenoptera; Braconidae
Exons: 2
Coding region: 39-4157 (1372 amino acids)
Source: RefSeq, a predicted model, not a curated record
UAUAAAAUAUCGGUUUUAAAUAAAACAACCAAUUAACGAUGAUUACAGUCAUUGAUUUCAACGGAUACUUUACCCAAAAAAGUCAUUUUAUCAUCAAAGAAUAUUCAUUAUAUACAAUAAAUAAUCGUGGUAAAAUAAGGUACCAUAGUUUCGAAGUAGAUAUAUCUUUACAAGAAAAAUUAGGUGCAAAAACAAAAGAAAAUUAUAAUAAUUAUUACAAAAAAUACGGAAUAAAAUGGACGACUGGUACAUUGGGAAGGAGAAAAAUGAAAUUCAAGCUUAACAAAUAUUUCACCAAGUCUACGAAAAUUUUUGUAGCCAACAAUGACAGAAAAAGUGAACUAAUAAAUUAUUUGAAUCACGAUCCUGAUAAAAAUAAAAAUAUACUCAAGAUUGUAUCUUUGGGCAAGUUAGGUUAUGAAAUGAAUUUCAAAAACUCAACAAGUUGCCAUUACCACCAAUCACCAUCGAGCGAUAAUUGCGCCAAUGACAAUGUUUUGGAUAUGAUUAAAUUUGUGAGGGAUAAAAAAUUGUACAAUACUACUAUGCGUGCGAACACAUAUUCUAUAAUUGAUUUCAAUUGUUAUAAAUAUUCGAACCAUUUACGAAUUAAAGAAGUUUCGAUUAAUCGAAUCAGUAUUGAUGGGGUCGCAACAUCACGUGAUUUGUUGGUAGAGAAAGCAAUUAAAAAGUUAGAUUUGGAACCUUUUACUUACAGAGCAUAUUACCGAAAAUAUGGGAUUAAAUGGAAUAAUGGUAAUCAAGUACCACGAUUGAUAAGAGAAAAUUUAUAUUAUACUUUAAAGCGUUCAAUUCGAACGUAUGUUAAAGAUAACACUCAAAAAAAUAUAUUAUUGAGUCUGUGUAAUGAAGAUUUUGGAAAUAAAAUAAUUUGUUUGGAUGAACUAGGUUAUGACGCGGCUAAUACAGAACUAGGUUUCACCGAGUGUAAGUGGCAUGAUAAUAAAGCAGUAAAUAAUUGUGCUGAUGAUAACGUUGGAUUUAUGACUGAUUGGUUAUUUCGCAAGAAAUUACUUAAGCUCAAGAUAAGUGAUAACUCGAAACUUAAUGAAUUAGAGAAAAAUGUUAAAAUUCCUUCUAUUGUCGGAAAUAAAGGAGCUGUGUAUCAGGAUAUGAAAGAUAUAAAAAGCAGGUAUGACCAAGCUCAUGGGUCACGCGAAUUUUCUUCGGUUGGUAAUGCAGCAGCUGCCUCUACGUCAACUGUUGAUAAACGUAAGUUUGAUACUUUGAAGGCGACGCCCACUGUUGUUCAGUAUUACGAUGCGUCUGCUUCAGAAUUAUCAUCAGCUAAUCAGGCUCAAAAACGCCAAAAAAUUGAUGAUAACGAUGAGGAUGAUGAUGUGUUUAAGAUGGCAUCAGAAUUGGGAAUUGAAAUCGAAGAUAAUGAUGAUGAUGUAUUUAAUUUGGCAUCAGAAUUGGGAAUUAAGGUCGAAGAUGAUGAUGCGCGAAUGAUAAACGAGACAGUGGCGCCCAAUAUGUCUCAAAAUUACCAAGCUAAUGACUCGAAUGACUUUCCGAUUAAUCAGACGAAAGAACAAACAAUUUAUGAUGAUGAAAGUGCAAUUGACAUCGCGUUAGAAUUAGAAUCUCAAACGGGAAAACACACGCCGAAGAAUAUCGCUGAUUUAAAUCCAGAGUCAUUGUUCAAAUAUCCAAUUGAUGAUUUGCAUAAUUAUUCAUUCAGUUCAAACGAAUUUGAUGAUUUGCUAGAUGAUGAAAAUGAUAAUCACCGCAGUAAAAUUGAUGUUAACCAACGAUAUGAUCUAAUUGAUGAAAAAUUGUUGAGUAGUUCGGUUUUCAAUAAUCCAACUAAUUUAUUUGAUGAUGAUGAUGAUAAAUUCAAUAAUUUCAUGGAUAUCGAUGCAUCAUUGCAUUCCGAAGCAAUGUCUGAUAAUAGACGGGAAGAUAAUGACGACCAAGAAAAUGAAAUUUUCGAUAAAAAAUUGUUAGAUACUUAUAUUGUUAAUAAUCCAAAUAAUAUAUCAUUUGAUGAAGAUGAGUUCAAAGAUAUUUUAGCUGAGGACAGAUUAUUAACUGUCAAACAUUACAAUAAAUAUGUCGAUACUUAUAGAAUACAACAAAUUAUACAUAAUAAUGUCUUCAAAUACAACAAAAGCCUAAAAAUGAAUGUAGUUAUCGAUUUCAACGGUUUCUUAAACUCGAAAAAUUAUUUCAUCAUGAAAGAAUAUUCGAUGUAUGCAAUAGAUCGUUAUGGCAACAUAACAAACAAUAAGUCGGAAAUAAUGUUGCCAGAAAUUAAAAAUCUAAAUGAUUCGGACAGUGCGAGUAAAAGAAAUUAUGAAAUUUAUUACAAAAAAUACGGAAUAGAAUGGACGACCGGUACAAUAAAAAAAAAUGCAGGAAGCUCUGGCAUAAUUGGAUAUCUCAGGAAAUGUCAGAAUGUUUUUGUAGCCGACAAGGACAAAAAACAAAAAUUGAUAAAUUAUAUUAAUUUAAAAAUUGUCACAGAAAAAAACUAUAUACCUUUACGAGACUUGGGAUAUAAAAUAAAUUUUCGAAACUCAACAAAUUGUCAUUAUCAUAAAUCACCAUCGAGCAAUAAUUGCGCCAAUGACAAUGUUUUGGACAUGAUUAGAUUGGUAAGAAAUAAAAAAUUGUACGAUAAGAAUAGACGUGCGAAUAUACAUUCUGUCAUCGAUUUCAAUUAUUACGAAAAUGUGAAUGAUUUAGUAAUUAAAGAAUUAUCAAUUACUUGUAUCGGGAUUGAUGGAAACGUAACAUCACGUGAUUUGCUAGUACAAAAGCCAGACCAGUUAGGGACAAAACCUGACUGUUACAAUAAAUAUUAUCAAAGAUAUGGCAUAAAAUGGAAAGUUGGUAAUAUUGUAUCAUACAAAGUGAUGAAAAAGCUAAAAUAUACUCUGAAGGAAUCAUUGCAUUUGUAUGUUAAGGAUAAUGCUCAAAAAAAUGUGUUAUUGAAUUUGAGUAAUGAAGAUGUUGGAAAUAAAAUAAUUUGUUUGGAUGGGCUAGGUUAUGACGUUGGUAAUAUAGAACUAAACUUUACACUGUGCAAGUGGCAUGAUAAUAAAGUGGUGAAUAAUUGUGCUGAUGAUAAUGUUAGACUGAUGAUCGAUUGGUUGUCUGUUAAGAAAUUAAUCAAGCUUAAGAUAAGCGAUAACUCCAAACUUAUGAAAUUAAAAGAAAACGUUAAAACUCCUUCUAUUGUCGUAAAUAAGGGAGCUGUUUAUCAGGAUAUGAAAGAUAUAAAAGGCAGAUAUGACCAAGCUCAUGGGUCGCGCGAAUUUUCUUCGGUUGGUAAUGCAGCAGCUGCCUCUACGUCAACUGUUGAUAAACGUAAGUUUGAUACUUUGAAGGCGACGCCCACUGUUGUUCAGUAUUACGAUGCGUCUGCUUCAGAAUUAUCAUCAGCUAAUCAGGCUCAAAAACGCCAAAAAAUUGAUGAUAACGAUGAGGAUGAUGAUGUGUUUAAGAUGGCAUCAGAAUUGGGAAUUGAAAUCGAAGAUAAUGAUGAUGAUGUAUUUAAUUUGGCAUCAGAAUUGGGAAUUAAGGUCGAAGAUGAUGAUGCGCGAAUGAUAAACGAGACAGUGGCGCCCAAUAUGUCUCAAAAUUACCAAGCUAAUGACUCGAAUGACUUUCCGAUUAAUCAGACGAAAGAACAAACAAUUUAUGAUGAUGAAAGUGCAAUUGACAUCGCGUUAGAAUUAGAAUCUCAAACGGGAAAACACACGCCGAAGAAUAUCGCUGAUUUAAAUCCAGAGUCAUUGUUCAAAUAUCCAAUUGAUGAUUUGCAUAAUUAUUCAUUCAGUUCAAACGAAUUUGAUGAUUUGCUAGAUGAUGAAAAUGAUAAUCACCGCAGUAAAAUUGAUGUUAACCAACGAUAUGAUCUAAUUGAUGAAAAAUUGUUGAGUAGUUCGGUUUUCAAUAAUCCAACUAAUUUAUUUGAUGAUGAUGAUGAUAAAUUCAAUAAUUUCAUGGAUAUCGAUGCAUCAUUGCAUUCCGAAGCAAUGUCUGAUAAUAGACGGGAAGAUAAUGACGACCAAGAAAAUGAAAUUUUCGAUAAAAAAUUGUUAGAUACUUAUAUUGUUAAUAAUCCAAAUAAUAUAUCAUUUGAUGAAGAUGAGUUCAAAGAUAUUUUAGCUGAGGACAGAUUAUAAUUUAUGAUUUUAUUUUGAAUACUAUUGGAAAUAUUUAUUAAUUU